Molecule: messenger RNA, 2673 nt
Organism: Strigops habroptila (Kakapo)
Lineage: Eukaryota; Metazoa; Chordata; Aves; Psittaciformes; Psittacidae
Gene: UNC50
Product: unc-50 inner nuclear membrane RNA binding protein
Exons: 6
Coding region: 111-890 (259 amino acids)
Cellular component (GO): Golgi membrane
Source: RefSeq, a predicted model, not a curated record
GGGAAGGAACCCGGGCGCCUGCGCCGCCGACGUUGCCGGAAGGCCGCGGGCUUGGGGGGCGGCGGCGCCGGGCGAGGCGGGGGUCGCGCCGUGGGCCGGGCAGCAGCGAAAUGCUGCCAACCACCUCAGUUAGUUCCCGGAGCCAGGGCAAUGGUGUGCUGAGCCCCAGGGAUGCCGCAAGGCACACAGCCGGAGCGAAGCGCUACAAGUACCUGCGGAGGCUCUUCCACUUCCGACAGAUGGACUUCGAGUUUGCUCUUUGGCAGAUGCUUUACCUGUUCACUUCACCGCAGAGGGUUUAUAGAAACUUCCACUACAGAAAACAGACAAAGGACCAAUGGGCAAGAGAUGAUCCCGCUUUCUUAGUACUUCUCAGUAUCUGGCUCUGCGUAUCUACUGUAGGAUUUGGAUUUGUGCUGGACAUGGGGUUUUUUGAAACAAUAAAGCUGCUACUUUGGGUUGUAUUCAUCGACUGCGUAGGUGUUGGCCUCCUGAUUGCAACUCUGAUGUGGUUCAUUUCUAAUAAGUACUUGGUGAAGCAGCAAAACAGAGACUACGAUGUGGAGUGGGGAUAUGCCUUUGAUGUGCAUCUGAACGCUUUCUAUCCACUCCUAGUCAUUUUGCAUUUUAUCCAGCUGUUUUUCAUCAACUAUGUCAUCAUAUCCGAUUCUGUCAUCGGGUAUUUUGUUGGGAAUACAUUAUGGCUGAUUGCAAUUGGCUACUACAUCUAUGUGACAUUCCUAGGAUACAGUGCAUUGCCCUUUUUGAAGAACACAGCUAUUCUUUUGUAUCCAUUCACCCUUCUCAUCAUGCUCUACUUGAUCUCCUUGGCGUGUGGAUGGAACUUCACCAAAAUGCUUUGUUCCUUCUAUAAGUACAGAGUGAAAUAAAACCAGGACUUCAUGUAUCUAAUGUUUAUUUUGGUUUAUCUUGGCUGUCUUGACAGUAAAGAAAAGAGCAUUUUGUAAAUGGUUGUAAAUUUCUCUUUAUUGUAGAUAAUUGUGUAAAAAAGUUUGAAGUGUCCUUUUUUUUUAUUAAAAUAUUUACAACAGUAAACAUGUUAGCAAUUUGUCCAAAUACUUUUGCAGUACAUUCCUAAAACCAAGUUACUUGUACAUCUCUGUAGCUUAAAUUUAACUGCACCAAGUCUAUUUAGCAUAACUCUUACUGCAGCUAUUUUGCACAUACUGGCAUAAGCUUUACAUUAUGAGGGUUUUAAGUGACACCAAAAAGCAGUUUUAUUGAAGAAUAAUAUUGGAAUACCUUGCCUUGGGAUUGGGUGAACGUAUGGAUCUCUGUAGUAUUGCAAUGGUAAAGCAACAGCUGUCUCUAGAUAUGAAACUGUCCCCUCCUUUCAUAAAAGAACUUGAGAACAGGUUUAUUUUUGUGACUACUUCAAAUACGCAUGGACAACUCUGGCACACAGAAGAAACAGUGAUGAAAGGCACAAUUAACAUGACCCCUAUCAGGUUUCCAAAUAUAGCAGCAAGUUUUUAAACCAAUCUCUAUUCUAACAUCCACCCUUACACGUGGCAGGUCAGUGAGCACAGAAGGAAAGUACAAGUUUCAUUUGGCUACAAGGGUGGGCUCAUGGCAAUGCCUGCAGCUAUAAGGGCCACAAGGCAGGGGUAUAAACCAACCAUCUCGAAUGCUACCUUCUGGAAAAGGGAGAUGACAACUUUCCAAAGCAGUGUUCAGUAUGAAACAUGAGCACUAGGAUUCAGUUUCCAGAACAACACAAGAAUAAACUGGUUACAGUAAGACAUUUCAAUACUAGAAUUUGAUCUUUAAGGAAAGACUAUAUUUAUCUUAGAAUACCAAAUACGCUGGCAGUGCAUCUUACAGUACUCUGUGUUUCAGCCACUGUUAAGGCUUGAAGAGAAUCAUGUUCUCCUCUCAGCGGAUGCUGAGCAACAUUCCCGUUUUAACAACGAAAGCACUGAUCCAUGGAAGGCAAAGGAUUCCAUUUAGGACCUGCUCUCACCCCGACUACUGGCACAAGCUCCUGGCCUGCAGGCAGCUGCAGCCCAACUGUACACCUUUUCCCUAACAGGAAUUCAGCACCAGUGAUCACCCAGUUCACUUCAGCAGUGAAAAUACUUCAUACAUAAUGCCCCAUGGUGCAAUGUCAGUGAAAUCAAUGAAGGACUUGGGGCUUGUGUACCUUCCCUUUAGGGAUAUCAAAGUUUGUCCUCUUGAAGAAAGACUUCAUCGGUCUCAAAAUUAAGCUACUUCAAAAGUUCCAGCAGCUCACUGUUUACAGCAGAAAUCAGCAAAACCCUUAAGAGGCCACUAAGGUAAGAAAAGUGACGCUCAAAGACCAAUUUCUUACAUCAACAAUCAAUGCUAGCCUGAAAACACCAGUUAUUUGAUUAAUAGCCUUUUAGCAUUAUGCUGGUGAUUGACAGCAAAGAAUGAUUUAAAAACACAAGGGCUUUUUCCCCUUUCUACUACAGUUACUCGCUUUAGCUUUUUCAGAAUACAUAGUUCCUACUAAGAACAAAUGUAGAACUUGGGGUUAAUUUAUUUCAGGGGGUCAAGGUUUGUUCUCCCCACCUGAAGACUAAAAUAGUAUUGUCCAAGUUGGAAGCAAACUACAAAUUACUACAACACUUCAUCUGGAGCAAAUAUUUCCAACAAAACCCAGAGAUUACUGAAAAGAUAAUACACUUA